Molecule: messenger RNA, 12464 nt
Organism: Anastrepha ludens (Mexican fruit fly)
Lineage: Eukaryota; Metazoa; Arthropoda; Insecta; Diptera; Tephritidae
Product: NCK-interacting protein with SH3 domain
Exons: 9
Coding region: 345-2753 (802 amino acids)
Biological process (GO): endocytosis
Molecular function (GO): protein binding; Arp2/3 complex binding
Source: RefSeq, a predicted model, not a curated record
UUUUAUUGCAUUCUGUGUUUGCCUUCGUAUAAGUUUAUGUGUGCUAUUUGGAAAAGUUAGUUUGUUCGAAAAUCUAGAAAAAGGAUUAUUUUCAAACUGAGUGAAAAACGUCUGUUAAAUACUUUCGGCGCAGCAGUCAAAUUCGUAUUAGUUGUAAACAAAAUUGGAAACAUUUUAGAAAAAGCUCGCAUUUAUUCCUGAUUUGGAAAACUUUUUUUUUUCUAUUUUGUGUUCGCAUGAGUUGACGCCUAGCAAUCCCUACAUCGCUCCUUAAAGAGUACACACAGCGUCAAUGUAAAAGAGAAAUAAAAACAAAAAAUCCAAUUAACGUCCUUGGCUAGAAAAUGGAAAACAUCGAAAUGCUGAAAGCACUUUACGACUUCCAGGCGGUCUACCCCAAAACGAUAAGUUUCGAUGAAGGCGAAUACUUUAUAUUGUACCAGACUUCAGCUCGUCAACGAAACUGGUGGCAAGUAGUUAGCAUGAAAGGCAAUAUUGGUUUUGUGCCAUCUAAUUACGUAAUGAAAAUCAAGGUGGAGCCGGAUUUUCUCAUUAGUUUUCUCAACUCCUCAAUUGAGUCUCUAGAGAAGUCCAAAGAAACAGAAAUCAAUGGAAUUAUGCCAAAAGAGGAAUUGCUCGAACGGUUGCGUGAGAAAAAAAUGUCCAUGGAAAAACUUUACUUGGACUACUCAGAACGUGAUUGCGACUCUUCGUUGUCUUUCUCUCAAAGCAUUAGCGAGAAAAACUACUCCAAAUCACACAGCAAUCGCGCCACAUCCGCAUCAGCUCAACAAACCCCACACAGCCCACAAAGUCCUCCACGUUCCAAUCGCUUGGAUAGUAAUAAAAAAUCAAUGUCUAGCCCCGCUGUAGGUGUUGUAAUGCCUCAAAUUAUGCAAGAAUCCACUAGCAUGGGCACUGUGCAGAUACAGACACAGCAAUCACAACUACAGCAGCAACAGCAACAACAACAACAGCAGCAAUCGCAACAAUCACAGUCUAAUAAUAAAGGCAGUGAUAUCACACAGGACAACAGUAUCACAUCGGAGCCUUCAGAAACCACUACAACUACAACGACAACCAGCGAAGAUGUAGUGACCACAUUCAAAGAGUCAAGUCAACGUGAGUCUUCGCUACAGAACUAUUCAAAGCACAAUGGUAAUGACCGACAGUGCGAGGCAGAGGAUGUUGGUGGUGGCGGUGGUGGCAACAACAGCUUUAAUGGUAGUGGUGUUUUAGGUGGAAACGGUGCAACUGGCGGCGGGACCAAUACUUUAACAGAUGCUAGUGAACAUUUCAAUGAUGAAAAGGUGGCCGAAAAAUCUGAAGGUAGCGAACCGAUAAGUGAUGACCGCGAUGGCACCACGUUGGCUAACGAUGGUCGUGGUGAUUUUACUAACAGCGUUGAAAAUAGUCAAGCGCUGGAUAGUGAGGAUAGCGCUGUGCAGCAGGGACUGCAAACAGGUGACAUUGCCACUCCUACAUCUACUGUGAAUGCUGCCAUGUAUGGAGUGACUCGCGCAAAUUUGAAAGUUGAAUCCUCUGAUGUUUAUCAAAUUGUUGAUAUAAUACGACGCAAUACGAAUCUAAGUUUUGAUUUGUCAUGCGAGGCAUUACGUGUCGUCUUAACUAGUCUAGAGCAAUUGUACAACGGUGCCAUAAAUCCAUACCUAGAGGCGGUGGCGAUACAUGUGACCGAUAAGGUGGAGACACCCAAAGCGUUGCUGGGUAUGACGCAUGAUUCGAAACGCUUGCAGUAUAUAUUUUCGCAGCUGGCGGAUUGCAAAAACGACACUGAACAACGUUCAUGGAUGUUGUAUGAAGAUGAGGAUGAUAUUAUGCAAUUCCUGGAGGAGCUAGUGGAAAUACUGAACAAUGCUGAUGAAAAUAUUAGUUGUUAUGAAAUGUCCUGUGAUCAAUACCAGGUGCUUAUAAAUCUAGUUCAGUAUUAUCAAAUGGAAACACGCUGGCCAAUUAAACAGCUUUUGCUGAAGACUUUUACCGCUGCUUGCCAUUUAGAUCACAUCAUAGUCGAUAUUUUACUCACAUCUGUAUUGCCAUUAGAAAUUGUAGAAGAUAUGAAAACCAAUUUUGCCAACCUAGAUAAAUUUAAGAAACUUGUCAAAAUGUUAACAAUUAUAUUUUCAUUAGGCCAGCCAAUGCCAGUUAAUCAUCAAGACUAUCUUGGCGUACAUUUUGCGAGUUUUCUUUUGGAAAUCGUCGAGGGUAAUAAUCCUGAGAGCCUAGUCGAUAUGGUUAUAUCAUUAAUACUGGCAUUUAACCUGCAAUUUACUGACUUCUCGCAAAAUGUUGUGGUCGAAGCCAUGCAAAGCUUGCCGAGUGCGAAAAUUUUCACAGAGAAAAUUCUAUUGCUAUUAAAUAGAGAAGAGGAUCCAAUUCGUGUGUUGAAGCAUUCAACUGAAACUAUGAAUUCAGUACUCAAAAUGUUCAUUGAUAUCUUUAGCAAUCCAGAUACCGCUGGCAUGUUUUAUACAAACGACAACAAAGUGCUCAUUGAUAUCCUAGUGCGGCAAUUGUCCGAUUUGUGCGCGGGUAAUCCGAUGCGUCGUUGCUAUUUAGAAUUAUGCCGUCGCAUACUACGAAAUACCAAUUAUCCUGAACAUCAGCACCGCAAGCAAGAUUUUAUGAAAAUAUUUACACGCAUCUUUUGUGAGGAGACCGAAUGUAGCGCAUCGGAUCAGCAGUUGGUGCGUGAGAUUGCCAACGAAUUUCCGCAGUUAUUCAAGGCUUAAAUAGCAUUUAUGUGAGGUAGAGAAGAGAUGCGAUUUGAUGACUGAGCAAAUAAUAGUAGUAAAUUUCAAGUAUCGCAGUAAUUUCUUUACUCGUAAAUAUUUUUUGUUUUUGUUUUUAUAGGUAUAUAUUUUUGUUUGUUUGUUAAUUUGUGAUGGCAAAAUUCAAUGCAGAUAUUAAUCAUCCUGUGCGCAUUUAUCAAUUGCAUAUCUUUUGUAUUUAUUUUGGGUCAUUUUGCUUUAAUUUACAUUUAAUAUUAAUAAUAAUAAAAUACCAAAAAUUACUCAUUUUAGUGAAGCAUAUUUUAAGUUAUACAUUUAUAUAUACAUAUAUAUAUGUAUGUAUGUAUAUAGAUGUAGUUGUAUAUUUAGACUUUAAUUUAGAAUUUUAAGUACAUAAAAAAAUGGUCUAAAUGGAAAUGAAAGAUGCGCUUCUGUAUUCAACAGUUAUGCCAUUAACACAUACACUCAUGUGUAUGUGCAUGCAAUGGAACAACUUAACAAAUAUGACAUUAAGUAAUUAGUAUAAAGGAAAUAUUGAAAGUGUUUGCAAUAUUGGAAAUUAUACCUGAAACAUUAGAAAAUGUGAGAAUAUUUAAUAUUUAUAAAACAUUAGUGUAAGCACGCACUCAGUCGGAAGGUAAAAUGGUUGUUCCAGAAAAAUGAGCACAGAGUGCAAAUGCACUAAAGAACUCAAAGGGUUUUGUUUAUAAUCAAAAUACUUAUAUGUAUACAGACAUGUUUGAAAGAAUGCGAAUUGCUCUCGAGCAAUCCGGUUUAUGUUUAAGUUUACAAUUGAUAUGAAGUGUUACGAGCUUUACUUUUUGAAAGCGCACUUUAAACAUAAUUUUCAAAAUUUUUUAAUGCAUUAUUAUUUUUUUAUCAGUUUCUUAGUUUAUAUAACAAUAACUACACUACACGAAAAAAUUAUGAGACCAAGUGAUUUUGAUGAUAUCUACUAAAGCGACAAAAGAAAAAUGCCCCAAUAUCGUUUAGUUAAAGGGGUUAGGGGUAGUCAGAGGCCCGAAAAAAUGAUGAUUUUCAAUAAUUUUUUUUUUGCUAGUCAAUUGCUUUAUUUUACAAAAAUAAAAACAUAGCAUUAAUACAUCAUGUUUCGACUUGACUUUAGAAAAAUUUCAAAAAACAAAAAAUUUAUAAUUGUAAAAGUUAUCGCUGUUUGUGUGAAGCCCAUUUCUCCAGAAGUCCCUUGUGGUGAAAUUGGUUUUAUUAAUAGAUCGAUAUCUUGUGUCUGAUCGACGCUUUUUGGUUUUCAAAAUUAACAAUAGGGCGGCCUCAGGAAAUAUUUUUCAGAUUUUCGAGAAAGAACCAACAAUUAAUUGUUUAAAAAAAAAUCGAAAUUAAAAAAAAAAAAUCUUUCGAUCAGGCACGAGUUUUUUAUGUUUUUUAGAGGCAGAUUUUUUUAUUGAAAUUUACCAAGCGGACUUUAAGUUACAGUGAUCACCAAAGAAUCUGGAAAAUUCUCACUGGACUAACUAUCUCUAUGGGUAUAUUCAAUAACGCAUUAUAAUGCGCAACGUACUUUUGCAGUGUUGGCAAUGCGUUCAGAAAUGCAAAUAUGGCAGUACUGCAAAUGCAUCGCGUUCCAAAACGCCAUUUUUGUAUCAAACAUCGCGCAUUAUUUGCAGGAAAAAUUUUAAUACUGCCAAUCUAUCAAUUGCAACACUUGUCACAUUGGCAGUGCUGCCAGCGCUGCAAUUACUGCGCAUUUAUAAUGCGUUUCUGAAUAUACCCUAUCUGUGCCUCUAUUCUUUCCUAUCUCUUUCUCUGAUACUUUUCUCCUUCGCUCCUUAACUAUCUACCCCCUUUCCAGAGCUUUAAAUACAAUGGACUUUUUAGCUUGAGUGUUUUAGGAGCCACCAAAUCUCCUGGUGCUCCUUGGCUCGAUCUUUUCAAAUUUCAAUUUCAACCUUAGCACAUAGAGACAGUGAUGCAACUUAGACCACGAAAUGGGUCCGUUGUGCGCGGCAGGGGCUGGGCCACAUUUCCCUUUCCAUAUUGAACCAUCCUGAUUAUUAGAUUAUCUAUAGAUUAUCUAUAUUCAUUAAGGAGGAUCUUAAAUAUCGGUUCCUGCUUCUGGCUAGAGCCGGACAUGUGCAAAAAAGGUGUUGCAUUGUUUCCAACUCCUUUUCAUUCCUGGAGCUACGACAGAAAUCAUGCAUUCUCCUUGCAUGAUUUCCUAUGAGACAAUGUCUUCGAGGGCCCCUACUAAGGUCCUAAUUUGAAGUCUACACAAUUUUAUAAUAUUCUUGGACAGACGUAGAUUUAGUCUUGGCCCUGUUUGCCUAGCAAUUUCACAGGUAUAAACACUGAUCCAUCUUUGCUUUACAGAACUGAUUAGUGCGUCCUUAAUAAGAAGAUUACAAGUUGCGAGAGGUACCCCCAUAAAAAUACUAAUGUUUGGCAUACAGGUACCUUCUCUUGCCUGUGGCCUGGAACCCAGCAUAAGAUUAUACGAUAUUGCUUGGCCAUCUCCUUUAGAGAUUGGCGGCAACGUAAGACACUCCUUGAUGUUAUUUGGAAUGCAUCCAGGGCCCGCAGGGCAGCUUGGCUGUCUGAUAGAACGCAGAUAUCUGUUGAUGAUAUUCUGUUUAUCUCUAACCAUUUUAAGGCUUCAUGAAUAGCGCUUAUUUCAGCUUGAAAAACACCGCAGUGAUCCGUUAGUUUAAAGGAUUCACUGAUAGAAAGCUCUUCGCGUUAUAUUGCGGUGCCCUGAUCCUAACCGGUGUCCAUUUUAGAUCCGUCCAUGUGGAUCUUAACGGGUGUGUUGGGUGAUGGAUCUUCUUCAAGCCAUUCCUGUCUAGAAGGGAUUUUGAUUAAGAAAUUCCUUUCGAAGCAGAGAAUGGGAGGGUGAUAGUCACAAUCACAGGCUUCCAUUGUGAGCUCGCUCUCAGCCUUAAGGGGGUAUUCUGGUCUAGACGCAAAGUGCGGCCGAUUCCCAAAAAGCUGGCCAAAAGUCGAAAAAAAAGUUUCUAGAUAGAGUUUUUUUUUGUCUUUGGGUUGGCUACAGUAAUGCCUUGAGUAGUGAAAACCGUUCAUAGCAACGUUCUGUACCUUAAGUAUCCUCUGUAUUUUCAGUCGCAACGUGGUCUUCGUUUGAGCAUCGUAUUACUGUCGAUGAAUAGUGAAAGUUGUACACAUUUGAAAGAUUUUGUAAUGGAGUAAAUUGAACAAAACCAAAUGGAAUCAUCUUUGGAAGGUUAGUAAAAUACGAGAAAUCUUUAGUACAUAUCAAUACAGCGACACAAAAUUUUUAGCUGCAGCAAUACGUAGAUACAUUUUUUGCAAUUUUUUUUAUAAAAUUUGAGUUUUCAAACUGUAUAGUAAUACAAUGCCGUCAUAUGCUGCUUUGAAACCUAUUAAAGGUUACUCAAAAAAGUAAUGGUUACUGAAUAAAACAAGAUUCAGCUGCUACCACUUGCUACCUUACGACCCCGAAAACAUAUAAAUUAACAUGCAUCUUGAUAAUGUUCUUGAAAAUACGCUAUUUCACGUGAGGGGGUGACCAAUAGGGGUGGAUGGGGGUGGAUUUUCAAAAUUUUAAGAUCAAAUUCGUAAUCAGCGACCCCGACAACCCCCGAGUAAACAAUUUUGAAUCAAUUACUUAAUUUUUUGAGCUUUGGCCAGCUUUUCGGGAAUCGGCCGCACUGUGAGACGCCUUAAUUUAAGGCAUUUUUAAAACUAAGAUAAAAAAAGAAACACAUUUUUACUAUUCAUUUGUUUUUAUGGUUUUUAUUAAUAUUGGAAAAGUAUAAAAAAAUAAUAAUAAAAAAAUAAAAAUAAAAAAAUCGUGGAAUUACAGGCCGGCGGAGUGGGGGCUACAUAAAAAACGGUGCUCCAUGGUUGCCAUGAUUCCAAUUCUUGAAGUGAUCUAAAACAAACAAAUUAAAAAAACUGUUCAUUAGUUAGGAUGUUGCUAUCGGAUUACGCCAAAUCAAAGAAAAAGAAUUCACAAAAUGGCGUCAACUUGAAAAAAAAAAUUUUUUUUUAGCCUCUUGUUUUUACCUUUUCAAAUUUUUUAAAAAUACUUCAAACUUAAAUUUUUCAAAAUCCGAGGCAGGCGCGAUAGACAGAUGUAGAAUAAAUAACACAGGCCGACAGCAUCUCAGACCCAGAAACCAGACUAUAUAUUUCCGAAGGUUUAUGAUGCGCUGAAUCCAAAUCUGGCCUCAGAAUUGCUCUAUCAACUCUGGUUUUCGAGAUAUCCUAACCUAAAAGUGCCAAAACACCGUUUUUGCCCAUAUUUGAGGUUAUAUAGCCUUGCAGAUGUUUUCUUUCACCAAAAAAAUAGGCUGGCAUCUUUAAGUACAAGUCUUCUUCUUUCAAAUGGCGUUUUGUUUGCUCAAAUAUCAUUUUUUUUCGCAGAGAUAUCGCAUUUUGAAAUUUUCAUGUUUCGAAAUUUUCCUACACCUGAAAAUCGAUUAAGAUAACAUAGACAUGAUAUAGUCGAUUACUAAUUUUCUUGAAUUGAGUCUUAUUUUUCUUAAAAUUUUGUCUCACACCAUAAGUGUGCUAACUCACCAAACCCCUACACUAUCUAACCCACGGGUACCGAGUCACACACAGCCCUAACCCCUAGAAACCACCCCUACCAUACCGCAAGCAGGCUAACCCACUUAACCCUGGAGACAGUGAGUUUAGUCACAUAUCUUUCUUGAUAUUUCUUGAAUUUUAAGAGAAAUAAGACUCAAAUAAGACUUAAUUAAAGAAAAUUAGUAAUCGACUAUAUCAUGUCUAUGUUAUCUCGAUCGAAUCGAAUGCUGUACAACGUAUUUUUUUUGUUAAAAGUACCAUUUAUUUAACUUUUUCCCAUCUUUCAGGCAAUUUAUGGAUUCCAUCCCAAAAAAAUUUCUCAUCUUUUGCGCCGAGAAAGUCAUCAAGCCAUUUUUUUAAUACCUUCAACAUUGGUGAACCGUAUUCCAGAAAGGUGAUUCUGCAUCGACCGAAACAAGUGGUAAUCAGAAGGAGCUAUGUCUGGGCUAUAAGGCGGGUGAGGUAGAAUUUCCCAUCCGGCAUUUUCCAAAUAAUUUUUGACCGAUACUGCAACAUGUGGCCGAUCAUUGUCAUGAUGGGAAAUCAAUUUCUCGUGUCUGGUCGCCUAUUUUGGCCGUUUUUCGGCUAUUGCUUGCUUCAAACGUAUCAAUUGUUGCCUGUAUAGCUCUCCCGUGAUCGUCUGGCCCGAUUUAAAUAGCUCAUAGUACAGCACACCCUUCUGAUCCCACCAAAUACAGAGCACAAUACCUUCAAACCAUGAAUAUUCGGCUUUGCUGUCGAUUUGGCUGGGCACAUAUGAUCUUUUACGCUUUGGGUUGUCGUAGUGAAUCCACUUUUCAUCGCCAGUGACAAUACGAUGCAAAAACGAUUUCUUUUUGUGGCGAUUAAACAGCAUUUCAGACAUGCAAAAUCGUCUCUCAACGCCUCUUCCGGCUUCAAUUCCUUGUUUUGUGCAUGUAUCCGGCUGCUUUUAAACGCUUAGAAAUGGCUUGUUGAGUGACUUCCAAUGUUUUUCCAAGUUCUUUUUGAGUUUUACAUGGAUCUUGAUCGAGUAAUGCCUCCAAUUGUUCGUCUUUCUUUUUGUCAAACUUUUUUGAUGGACCUGGUCGCUCUUUGUCUUCUGUGUCAAAAUCACCACUUUUAAAUCGUGCAAACCACGGCUGACAUGCUCUAACCUCUGGAGUUUAUUCAGGAUAAACUUCUGAGAGUAAACGAUGUGCUUCUGUUGCACUUUGCUUAAAAUUGAAGAAAAAAAGCAAACCUCCCCGCAAAUGCUGUUUUGUUGGAACGUAAUUUGACAUUUUGACUGUAAUACAAAAAAAAAAAUUGUGUGUUUACUAAUAUUCACUGUGACAUAUCAAAUUUACUUGAUUUUUUGGCGUGCUUUAACAUAAAAUAGCUGCCACUGUCAAAAUAUUGACUACAUAAUAUAUGAGGUUUGUAACAAAUACGAAAUUAAUUAGUUCUACACCGUUAUAUAUAAGGUUGUCAAAAAAGUCUUGCGGUAUUUCCGCAAGCUUGUCUUUGCAAGCGCGUAGUUCUAGUUGUAUUCGUCGCAUCGGUUCACGCUAGAGCUUUUUGGAAAGCUCUUAGUCGUUCGUGAGUUAUAGCGUCGCAAACAUGGAGCAAAAUAAAGAGAAAAUACGGCAUAUUUUACAGUACUACUACGAUAAAGGUAAAAAUGCAUCUCAUGCUGCCAAUAAAAUUUGUGCAGUUUAUGGACCCGAUACAGUUUCCAUUUCCACCGCACAACGAUGGUUUCAACGUUUUCGUUCUGGUGCAGAGGUGAUCGAAGAUGCGCCACGGUCCGGAAGGUCUGUCGUCGAAAACUGCGAUAAAAUCGCUGAAUUGAUCGAAAGAGACCGGCAUAGUAGCAGCCGUAGCAUCGGCCAAGAGCUGGGCAUGAGUCAUCAAACCGUUAUAAACCAUUUGAAGAAGCUUGGAUUCAAAAAGAAGCUCGAUGUAUGGGUGCCACACGAAGCGGAUGGUGACUGGCGAUGAAAAGUGGGUCACUUACGACAACGUGAAGCGCAAACGGUCGUGGUCGAAAAGCGGUGAAGCUGCCCAGACGGUGGCCAAGCCUGGAUUGACGGCCAGGAAGGUUCUUCUGUGUGUUUGGUGGGAUUGGCAGGGAAUCAUCCACUAUGAGCUGCUCCCCUAUGGCCAAACGCUCAAUUCGGACCUGUACUACUAACAACUGGACCGCUUGAAUGCAGCACUCAUGCAGAAGAGGCCAUCUUUGAUCAACAGAGGCCGAAUUGUCUUCCAUCAGAACAACGCCAGGCCACACACAUCUUUGGUGACACGCCAGAAGCUCCGGGAGCUCGAAUGGAAGGUUCUUUUGCAUCCACCGUAUAGUCCGGAUCUCGCACCAAGUGAUUACGACCUAUUUCUGUUCAUGGCGAACGAGCUUGGUAGUCGGAAGUUGUCCACAAGAGAGUCCUGUGAAAAAUGGCUCUCCGAGUUUUUUGACAAUAGGGAAGCGAGCUUCUAUAAGAGGGGCAUUAUGAAGUUGGCAUCUCGUUGGGAACUCGUCAUCGAACAAAACGGCGCAUAUUUGACUUAAAUCGCAUUAUUAUAACCAAUUUUAUGAACAAUUGAAAAUUCAAUAAAAAUACCGCAAGACUUUUUUGACAACCUUUAUGUAUAGAAUAAAUAAAGGUUGUGUGGUAUACAAAAGAUUUUGUGGAAAGAACGAGUCCUCAAGUCGUCCGGUAACAUCUGCCGUUCAUUGCGCGUUUCGCUCCACUCGGCCGGCUUAGAUGCCAUGUCACAAAAUCCGCUGUAUCUCCGAAAAUAAAUCGAAUUUGGAAAAAUAUGCCCUUCAAUAUUACCUUCUAAACUUUGAAAAUAUGCAAAACAAAAAUCGAUUUUUUUCAAAUUUCUAGACCAGAAUACCCCCUUAAAGCGGAGAAGGCCGCUGAGUAUUUGCAGAAGAGAUUAGAUCUAGGUCUUGCUCUUAUACUCUUUUCGUUUUAAAGAUGUUUCUUUCCUUAAUAAUUAAUUUAAGUUUUGUGAAAUGUGUGCUUAUUGCUGAAUGUUUUUAAAACAUUUGCCAUUAAAUAUUGGGUAGUCGAAAAAGUCAAAAUCAAGGAGUCAUCUACAUACCUCUAGCGCUACCAAUCACAUUGUGUCAUAUCAUAUGGUGUUAGAAAGGUGACAUUUUAAGCUUCAUUUAACCAAAAAAAAAUUUAAUUCGGAGAAGUUUAAAAAAAAGUUAUAGCUGUUCAAAAAUGAGUGAAAAUAAUGAAGAAAUUCGCUUUAUUUUGAAAUUUUUGUAUAUAAUAAAAAAGGGAAGAAUGCCACGCAAGCCACCAAUGAAAUUUGUGAAGUUUACGGAGACGAUGCUGUAUCAGUUCGCUCGCUUCCGUUCUGAAAAUUUCGAUUUGAAAAAGUCGAUGAAAUUAUGAAAAAGAUUGACCAGGACCAUCACAUAAACUGCCAUGACAUCGCCGAGACACUAAACAUUCAUCAUCAAACGGUUUUUAACCAUUUAGAAAAGGCUGGUUACAAAAAGAAGCUCGAUGUUUGGGUACCACAUGAAUUGUCUGUGAAAAAUUUAAUGGACCGAAUUAACAUCUGCGACUCUUUGCUGAAACGAAAUGAAAUCGAACUAUUUCUGAAGCGAAUGGUAACAGGAGACGAAAAGUGGAUCAAAUACAACUAUAAUGUGCGAAAAAGAUCAUGGUGCAAGGGUGGUGAAGCUCAACAAAUGGUCGCAAAGCGAGGAUUGAGGCCUCGAAAGGUUAUGCUCUGUGUUUGGUGGGAUUGGAAAGGAAUCAUCCACUAUGAGCUGCUCCAGCCUGCUCGAACGAUUGAUUCUACUCUUUACUGUCAACAACUGAUAAGAUUGAAGCAAGCAAUUGAAAAAAAACGGCCAGAACUGAUCAGCAGAAAGGGCGUCGUAUUCCAUCAGGAUAACGCUAGGCCACACACAUCUUUGAUGACUCGGCAAAAACUGGGAGAGCUUGGCUGGGAAGUUUUGAUGCGUCCACCAUAUAGCCCUGGCCUUGCACCAUCGGACUACCAUUUGUUUCGGUCAAUGCAGAACUCCCUUAAUGGAGUAAAGUUGGCUUCAAGAGAAGCCUGUGAAAAUUACUUGUUACAGUUUUUCGACGAGAAACCACAAAAGUUUUACACUGAUGGAAUAAUGUCUCUAGAAGAAAAAUGGCAAAAGGUGGUCGACCAAAAUGGUACAUAUUUGGUUUAAUAAAGUUCAUUACAAAUAUAAAAAAAAUGAGUUGAAGUUUGAUUAGACAUGCAAAAAGACUUCUUCGACUACCCAAUAAUAUUAAAAACAUAAAUUGCUAGCCCUAAACUGAUAAUAAAAAUAUAACAAAUCUAGUAGGUCUUAUCAUUUUUCGUGUGGUGUAAAAUGACUAGUCCAACUUACAUACAUAAGAAAUUUUUUUUUAUUUAUUUACAAUACUUAUUUUAAGCACACAGAUUUUUCUUCAAAUUACCAGCUCAAGAGUGCAGCAACACAUUUUUACCUUUUAAACACACAAUUCUAAUGCAGAACAACGUAAAACGAAUAAACGAAAGUAAAAAUAAAAAAAUUUUUAAACAUUGAAAUGUUAAAUUUGACUAUAUAAUCUAUAUAAUGAAAUCUAAUAAAUAUAUAUUAAAAAAAAACAAAUAUAAUGAAUAUGUUAUAGCCAAUCUGAGAAUCUGAAAACUACAUAUGCAUACCCGAUAAAAAGUACCCUUUAUUUAGAAGUAAAAUUUUCUAAACUGUUCUUGAUCAAAUUAAAAGAUAAACCAAAAGUGGUUAAUUAAAAUAUUUGCAGUAUAAACUAAACAAUUGACAAAUCGUUUUUUAAUGCAUUCAAAUCCGAUACAUUUAUUAGAAAAAAAAACUUUGUAAUUCUGGCACUUUUCAUUUUAUUUCAAAGUGACAGAAUAAAAUCCGCACUUUUGUUGAGUUUUAUGCAUCAUCAGGCGAAUAUUUAUUCAAAAGAAAAUAUAAACGCCCGAACUGCCUUUGUCAAAAGGGUUUGAAAUGUACCACAAAUUAUUGUUAUUGACUAUUUAUUAAGUUUACUGUUAUAUGACUGUUUUAGAAUCUAUUCAAAAGGCAUCCAAAGACAAAUGUGUUCAAUUCAUUUUUGAAAAGUCUACACACAGCACAUUUUAAUUCGAGAUUUAAUCAAAGUUUUAAAAUGAAAUUAAUAAAAUAUUUGUUUUAUUCGACAACUUAAA